Puccinia triticina is the source of this 216-nucleotide messenger RNA. RefSeq lists its product as uncharacterized. The record is from RefSeq and is a predicted model, not a curated record. Lineage: Eukaryota; Fungi; Basidiomycota; Pucciniomycetes; Pucciniales; Pucciniaceae. The transcript is spliced from 2 exons. The coding region runs from base 1 to 216 and encodes 71 amino acids.
AUGGCAGGGUCGAUCGUCCGUAGCAGCAUCGAUUACCAAGUCGAAGGCCGCAUGAAUGACGAUGUACCAUUCCAGCCAUCUCCCUUCCUAGUCUUCCUGCGCCAGGAUAAUCCGUCCUGCCCUUCCUCAGCCUGUCACGAACAGUCGCUGGCCAGCCUCACUCACAUCAACACCUCCUCCAAUAGGCAGCUAGAAACAGAAAAUAACAUUCACUAG